Messenger RNA from Drosophila navojoa, 325 nucleotides. RefSeq lists its product as uncharacterized. Lineage: Eukaryota; Metazoa; Arthropoda; Insecta; Diptera; Drosophilidae. The record is from RefSeq and is a predicted model, not a curated record.
GACCAUUAGUGCCAACGCAACAUGCAGGUGGGUUACAAGCUGCGCCGGAUGCCACAGCAGCGUCCGCUGGUCCGCCAUCUGAUGCGCAUCAUCCUGGAGCUUCUGCAGAGUACGCAGCGUCCGAUGCGCGACACGGAAAUCAUCUCAACGCUGGCCACACGUCUGCGACGCAGCGAUCCGGAAUUCCAGCGCCAGGUGGUACUCAAUCUCCAGGAUGCGGUCAGCUAUGGCAUAAUAAAGCGUCAGCUGAACGUCUACUCCCUGCGCCCCAAGCAGCUGUCGCUGAUCGUGCAGAGCAUAGCGCCACACCGCAGUCAACGCUAAG